ACACACUCUGCUAUAAAUACAUGAAUCAUAUCUAAGGCUGUGCUGGCAGCACAGUGUCUGUAUUUACUUACCAAGGGUGGACAGAUCCACACACUGCUGUGUGAACCGCCACUUUGACUGGAUUUAUCUUUAACUGUUGUUAAAAACAACUUUUCAACAGACAGUGGAACUUCUUGAAAAAGGGGUUUUGUUUCUCCUGAGGGUUUGUCGAGUAAACGGCCACCAUGGGAGGCUUUUGGGGUGAUAUCGCCAGUCAGAGGGUUGCCAGAGCUUUGUCAGUGGGGAGUGAUGAGGAGGCGGUGUUGGACCGGGGGAAGACCAGCUCAACCCUCUACACUAAUUUUGAGAAGGAAGAACUGGAGAGUCACAGAGCGGUGUACGUUGGAGUCCAUGUCCCCCUGGGUCGACAGAGUCGGCGGCGGCAUCGACACAGAGGACACAGACAUCACCGGAAACGGCGGGACCGCUCAGAUCGGGACGACGGACGAGAAUCACCAACCUAUGACACACCAUCUCAGAGAGUCCAGUUCAUCCUCGGCACAGAGGAUGAUGAUGAGGAGCACAUACCACACGACCUGUUCACUGAGUUGGACGAACUCGCAUUCAAAGAUGGAGACAUUCAGGAGUGGAAGGAGACGGCCAGAUGGCUGAAGUUCGAGGAGGAUGUGGAGGACGGCGGUGAGCGUUGGAGUAAACCCUACGUGGCUACACUAUCUUUACACAGUCUGUUCGAGCUGCGAUCCUGCAUCCUGAACGGCACUGUACUGCUCGACAUGAGGGCCAAUACCAUUGAGGAGAUUGCAGACAUGGUGAUUGACAGCAUGCUGGCCUCAGGUCAGUUGGAGGAUGGGCUUCAGGAGAAAGUGAGGGAGGCCAUGAUGAGACGUCACCACCAUCAGAAUGAGAAGAAGCUGAGUAACCGCAUCCCUCUGGUCCGAUCCUUUGCAGACAUAGGCAAGAGGCAAUCUGACCCUCAUCUGCUGGAACGUAAUGGUCUGCUGGCGUCGCCGCAGUCCGCUCCUGGAAACCUUGACAACAGCAAAAACAGUGAGAGUCGCAUCAAUGGUGGCGGAGGGGGAGGCAGCCGAGAGAACAGCACCGUGGACUUCAGCAAGGUGGACAUGAACUUCAUGAAGAAGAUUCCUCCAGGAGCCGAGGCCUCUAACGUCCUGGUGGGAGAAGUCGACUUCCUGGAGCAUCCUAUCAUCGCCUUCAUUCGCCUGUCCCCCGCUGUGCUGCUGACCGGUCUCACAGAGGUCCCCGUGCCCACCAGGUUUCUCUUCCUGCUGCUUGGUCCAUUUGGAAAAGGUCCACAGUACCAUGAGAUUGGACGCUCCAUCGCCACUCUGAUGACAGACGAGGUUUUCACGACGUUUGCCUACAAAGCAAAGGACAGGAACGACCUGGUGUCUGGGAUCGAUGAGUUCCUGGAUCAGGUGACUGUGCUUCCUCCAGGUGAAUAUCCCAGCAUCCGCAUUGAACCACCAAAGAGCGUCCCAUCUCAGGAGAAGAGGAAGAUGCAUCUGUCCCCAAUGGCUCCGCCCACCAUCAGACAUCUUUAAGGAGACGGAGCAUCACACCGACCUGAGCUGCAGAGAACGGGGAGGAUCUUUGGAGGUUUGGUGAUGAACGUGAGGAGGAAAGCUCCUUUCUUGUGGAGCGACAUUCGAGAUGCCUUCAGUCUGCAAUGUUUGGCGUCCGUCCUUUUCCUCUACUGUGCUUGCAUCCCUGUUAUCACCUUCGGAGGCCUCCUGGGAGAAGCCACCAAAGGAAACAUAAGUGCCAUUGAGUCUCUGUUCGGGGCGUCGCUGACAGGAGUGGCCUAUUCCUUGUUUGCCGGUCAGCCUCUCACCAUUCUGGGCAGCACCGUUCCAGUUCUGGUUUUUGAGAAGAUCCUCUUCAACUUCUGCAGUGACUACCAUCUCUCCUACCUGUCCUUGAGGACCAGCAUCGGCCUGUGGACCGCCUUCUUCUGUCUGGUUCUGGUUGCCACCGAUGCUAGCUCGCUAGUCUGCUACAUCACCCGCUUCACAGAGGAGGCCUUCGCCGCCCUCAUCUGCAUCAUCAUUUAUGAGGCUCUAGAGAAGCGUUCCCUGGGAGAGGUCUACCCCAUCAACAUGCACACCACCGGACAACCUGACCUACUACACUCGUACUCAUGUCACUGUUCUGCUCCUGUUAACGCCACACCCGAGACCCUUAAACUAUGGAGAAGCAAAAACCUGACGCUAGACUCCAUAGAGUGGGAUCAGCUCACCGUGCAGGACUGUGUGAGUCUUCGCGGUCAGUUUGUCGGAUCAGCCUGCAGUCACAGCGGCCCCUACGUCCCAGAUGUCCUCUUCUGGUCCGUCAUCCUCUUCUUCACCACCUUCUUCCUCUCCUCCUUCCUCAAGCAGUUCAAGACCAAGAGAUACUUCCCCACUAAGGUUCGAUCCACCAUCAGUGACUUUGCCAUCUUCCUCACCAUUAUGAUCAUGGUGUUGGUGGAUUAUCUAGUUGGAAUUCCAUCACCUAAACUCAAUGUACCUGACCGCUUCAAGCCUACAUCCAACACUCUGGGUUGGCUCAUCUCCCCUCUGGGAACAAACCCCUGGUGGACUCUGUUGGCUGCUGCUGUCCCUGCUCUGCUCUGCACCAUCCUGAUCUUCAUGGACCAGCAGAUCACCGCUGUCAUCGUCAACCGGAAGGAAAACAAGCUGAAGAAGAGCUGUGGCUAUCACCUGGAUCUGCUGGUGGUGGCUGUCAUGUUGGGUAUCUGUUCCAUCAUGGGGCUGCCGUGGUUCGUGGCGGCCACAGUGCUUUCCAUCUCCCAUGUCAACAGCCUGAAGGUGGAGUCAGGGUGUGCGGCACCCGGAGAGCAGCCCAAGUUCCUGGGAAUCCGUGAGCAGAGAGUCACAGGGUUCAUGAUCUUCAUCCUGAUGGGCCUCUCCGUGUUCAUGACCUCUGCCCUAAAGUUCAUCCCGAUGCCUGUUCUUUACGGAGUUUUCCUCUAUAUGGGUGUGUCCUCCCUCAAAGGCAUUCAGCUGUUUGACCGGAUCAAACUGUUCGGUAUGCCGGCCAAACACCAGCCAGACCUGAUCUACCUGCGCUACGUCCCUCUGUGGAAAGUCCACGUCUUCACGGCGGUGCAGCUGUCCUGCCUCAUCGUCCUCUGGGUCAUUAAAGUCUCAGCUGCUGCCGUCGUCUUCCCCAUGAUGGUUCUGGCACUGGUCUUCAUUCGGAAGCUUCUGGACUUCUUCUUCACCAAGAGAGAGCUGAGCUGGUUGGACGACCUGAUCCCCGAGAGCAAGAAGAAGAAGGACGACGACAAGAAGAAAAAGGAAAAGGAGCAUGCUCAGCGAAUGCUCGAGGAUGCAGAUGAUGAACCUCCAUACAACAGAGGAAAUGUCUUGAAGAUCCCUAUUAAAAACCUCAAGGGACGUGUGGACCCGUCAGAGGUGAACAUCUCAGAUGAAAUGGCCAAAAGUGGUAUUUGGAAAUCUGUCAACUCCGACAGCAGCAAGUCUCUAAAACGCAGCAGCAGUCAGGAGAAGUUGCCCAGUAUCCAGAUUAAUAUAGAGAAUGAUGGCCGUCGAGUCGUGGAUGCUGAGACAUCGUUAUGACACUUCACCACCACCACCAGAGGGAGCCAUGUAAAGGACAAGGUGGGCGGAGCUUCUCUCUCUCCUCCCCGUCAUCUCUGAGCUGAGGUUAAAGGUCACAGGAGGACCGUGCCUCACCUGGCCGCUGCACUGUAGGUUUUAAUUUUCUCAUCGUUUUAUGGUGAAACACAGAGACUCUGUUGCCAGGAGUAAACAUGGCCGCGACUCAGAAAUGUCCUCUUCAGGUUUCUCUGGUUGGUCUGUAUUCAGGCAGUUGGCCACUGCUGCGCCGUGAUUGGUAAGGUGACUCUUCUUCUGUUGUCACUGUUUGUGCCUUUUGGACCUUUUUAACAUGAACAAUUUCAAAUCAUGAUCUGCUUUGAUGAAGCAGAGGCAACUCUUCACCUCCAACAAGACACAGGUUUAUUUAAUCUAUCAUGCUGAUUUGUAUAUUAAGUUUUAUGUGUGACUGUCAGUGUGUGUGUGUGUGUGCGUGUGUGUUAGUGCACGCAUGCGUGUAUGUGUGUGUGAGUGUGUGUCGUACUGCACCUCGUUGCCUGAAGCAGCUGAAUGAAUUCACAGCUGCUGCAAAAAGAGUUUCCAAAUAAAAUCAGUUUGGUGACGAUC
Sphaeramia orbicularis (orbiculate cardinalfish) is the source of this 4208-nucleotide messenger RNA. It is a transcript of the gene slc4a7, whose product is annotated as solute carrier family 4 member 7. Gene Ontology annotation, molecular function: solute:inorganic anion antiporter activity; sodium:bicarbonate symporter activity; monoatomic anion transmembrane transporter activity. Gene Ontology annotation, biological process: transmembrane transport; regulation of intracellular pH; monoatomic anion transport. Lineage: Eukaryota; Metazoa; Chordata; Actinopteri; Kurtiformes; Apogonidae. Gene Ontology annotation, cellular component: apical plasma membrane; basolateral plasma membrane; plasma membrane. The record is from RefSeq and is a predicted model, not a curated record.